Molecule: messenger RNA, 1014 nt
Organism: Gamsiella multidivaricata
Lineage: Eukaryota; Fungi; Mortierellomycota; Mortierellomycetes; Mortierellales; Mortierellaceae
Product: purine-nucleoside phosphorylase
Exons: 3
Coding region: 56-958 (300 amino acids)
Biological process (GO): nucleoside metabolic process
Cellular component (GO): cytosol
Molecular function (GO): S-methyl-5-thioadenosine phosphorylase activity
Source: RefSeq, a predicted model, not a curated record
GACCGCUUCACCCUCUUUUCUCCAUUACUUUCUUUUUUUUUGCAUCCACUUCAGCAUGGCCGAAUCAUACUUGCCCGUUAAGAUUGCCGUUAUCGGUGGCAGUGGACUCUACAACCUUGAGGGUCUCGAGGUCGUUGCCGAGGUCAACCCUGAGACCCCCUGGGGCAAGCCCAGUGAUGCCAUCGUCAUUGCCCGCACGAGCGCUGGUCAGCAUGUGGCGUUCCUAGCCCGCCACGGCCGCGGCCACUACCUCACCCCAUCCGAGGUCCCCGGCCGUGCCAACAUCGCAGCCCUCAAAUCCCUCGGUGUCGAGAUCAUCAUUGCCUUCUCCGCCGUCGGUUCCCUGCGCGAAGAACUCAAGCCCCGAGACUUUGUUCUCCCCUCCCAGAUCAUCGAUCGCACCAAGGGGAUCCGUCCGUCGACGUUCUUUGAAGACGGCAUCGUGGCCCAUGCCAUGUUUGCGGACCCCUUCUCGGCCGUUCUCGAGGACGAGAUCUGGAAGCAGCGCGAGGUGAUCGAGGGCGGAGACUUUCAUCGUCAAAAGACCCUCGUAUGCAUGGAGGGCCCUCAGUUCUCGACCCGGGCCGAGUCCCACAUGUACCGUGCCUGGGGCGGCGAUCUGAUCAACAUGAGUGCCCUGCCCGAGGCUAAGCUGGCGCGCGAGGCCGAGAUUGCGUACCAGAUGAUUUGCAUGUCGACGGAUUACGACUGCUGGAAGGAGCAUGAGGAGGCCGUCACGGUCGAGGCUGUGGUCGCGAACUUGAAGGCCAAUUCGAACAAUGCUCAGCGAUUGCUCGCCGCCAUCUUGCCGGGGCUGCAGAACUUGAUCGAGAGCGGAAGGGCUACGGAAGGGCUGAAGGGAAGCAUGCGCUUUGCGUGUAUGACGGUGCCCGAGAAGCGCAAUAAGGAGGUUGUUCAGAAGUUGGAGUACAUCCUCCCUGGAUACUAUACCGUCUAAAUGCUGAUAGCACAAGACAAAAAAUAAAGUAAAAAAGAAGACAACAUAGAGACUUG